Rotaria sp. Silwood2 is the source of this 189-nucleotide messenger RNA. The record is from the annotation of a GenBank genome assembly. NCBI's taxonomy places the organism in Eukaryota, Metazoa, Rotifera, Eurotatoria, Philodinida, Philodinidae.
UCUUCUUGUGGUGGUUAUUGGUCUUCUUGUAGUGAUUAUUGGUCUUCUUGUGGUGAUUAUCGGUCUUCUUGUGGUGGUUAUUGGUCUCCUUGUGGUGGUUAUUGGUCUUCUUGUGGUGAUUAUUGGUCUCCUUGUGGUGGUUAUUGGUCUUCUUGUAGUGAUUAUUGGUCUUCUUGUAGUGAUUAUUGA